Molecule: messenger RNA, 1396 nt
Organism: Drosophila mojavensis
Lineage: Eukaryota; Metazoa; Arthropoda; Insecta; Diptera; Drosophilidae
Product: angiopoietin-related protein 7
Exons: 3
Coding region: 91-1251 (386 amino acids)
Source: RefSeq, a predicted model, not a curated record
AUGUGGCGCUUCUUUAGUGAAUUAUUGGGAAUGUUUUUACUGCUCGACAUAUGCUGCCAGUUGCAAUCCACACUUUGUUGAGGCAACAAGAUGCGGUUAUCUACGGCUUUGCUAUUCGCUCUAAUUGCAAUUGUGCUGACGCUGGAAGCUUCAGGCGCAGCUACAGCGAAACCGAGGAGUUUGAUGGAGCAGCAGUUGAUGCUGGUGCGGAAUGCACAGGAGCAACAACAGCGUAGCCUGUUGAAUGUGGAAUUUAAGUUAAAUCGGGUGAUCAGCAAAUUGCUCUCUUUUACGCACAUUAGGCCAGGCGACUCUCUGAGAGAAUUGGCUGGUAACCUAAGCAAAGCGCUAGAUAGUUGGGGACAAACGCAGGAUCGUAUCAACCAAUUACAGUUAAGCUUUCAGUGGAAGAAUGAGCUCGCUCAAAAAAUGGAAGAAAUGCACUCAAUGCUGGCGCUGCUGGUGACCAAAAGUCAAGUCCCUCGGGAAUGGCAGAGACAAAAUGAAAAUGGCGCAUUGGAAACGGAAAGCGAGCAAAUGUCAGAGAUUAAGGCGACAAAGGAAAGUAACCAAGCAAGUGUGGAGUAUUUGCAGCCAGCUAAGGCGGACUGCGCCGAGCUGGAUGACCAACAGCGUGUGGAUGGUGUUUACAAAUUCCUGGAACCUGAGCUGAAUGAGAAGCAGCGCGAUUUGAAUGAACGUUAUUGCGCGUUUGCCACGACUGGAGCCGCGUGGACCGUGAUACAGCGACGCACGGAGCAGCUGGAGAAUUUCAAUCGCAGCUGGGAUGAGUAUCGGUCAGGUUUUGGCAGUUUGGAGAGCGACUUUUGGUUUGGCAACGAAUUCAUACACCGACUUGUCUAUCGCGACGAUUACGAGCUGCGUAUUGAGUUGCAGGAUCAGCUCGAUGUUAAAGUGUGGGCUGAAUAUGCUAUUUUUCGGCUAGAUAGCGAAAGUUUCAACUAUCAAUUGGUGAUUGGCAAAAUGGAUGACAACAGCAGCACGUCCGAUGCUCUCAGCUAUCAUAAUGGCAUGGAUUUCAGGUCCAGCGACUGGGAUGGUGGCUGCUCUGGCUGGUGGUUUGAUCGCUGCCUGGAAGCUCAAUCCAAUUUAAAUGGACAGCGUAUUAUAUGGGGCAACUCGCGCAACGAAUAUUUGAUAAAAACAUCGCGUAUGCUAAUACGGCCGCGUUCCUUAAAUUCGUUAAAUACCGACGAAGUGUAUGACGAGGACUCCGCGUAUGGCUUUUAGUUUCAAAAAUAGUACCAGCGAUAAAUUGAAAAAUGAAUUUCAGAUUUAAGUGUAUUUCGUGGUACGUACUAGAAUACUGCUACAAAUAAACGUUACCGCCAAGUUGUUACUUUUGCUGAACGCAUCCAUAGCAGCAUAGUAUGAA